CUCGGGCAGAAGGACGCAGACACGCGCGCGCUUGGGAGAGGGGGGGGCAGAGAGAGCGUGCGCGCGCGAGGGACGCUGUUGUAUUGUACUCCAGUCUACUGAUAGACACAGAGAGAAUAUCGGCGGAUACGGGAUCUCGAUUUUACACGUACACAUUUCCUUUGUUCCGAGGAUGUUUGGUAUUCAAACAGCCGGCCCAUCUUUUGUCAGGUUCAGUUUGCCGUUAGCCAGCCAUCCGCUCUUUCAACCGGCUAGUAAACGCAACACGACUCCCGGCUUUUGUUAAACGCGCACGAAUUUUGGUGCAAGCCGUCAAAUCUUGGCUGUAUUCACACUUUUUUUUCGCCCCGAUAAGUCAAGAUGGUGAAGGAUCCGAGGAAGCCCAGAGGAAAAAUGUCCUCUUAUGCGUAUUUUGUGCAAACCUGCCGUGAGGAGCACAAGAAAAAGCACCCGGAUGCUUCUGUCAACUUCUCGGAAUUUUCCAAGAAGUGCUCAGAGCGAUGGAAGACAAUGUCACCCAAGGAGAAGAGCAAGUUUGAGGAUAUGGCCAAGCAGGAUAAGGUCCGUUAUGAGAGAGAAAUGAAGAACUACAUCCCUCCCAAGGGGGAGAAGAAGAAGCGCUUCAAGGACCCCAAUGCCCCUAAGAGACCUCCGUCAGCGUUCUUCAUUUUCUGUGGCGACUAUCGCCCCAAGAUCAAGGGUGAGAAUCCAGGCCUGACUAUUGGAGACAUUGCCAAGAAGCUUGGAGAGAUGUGGAACAGCUCAUCAGCAGAGGUGAAGCAGCCUUAUGAGAAGAAAGCUGCCAAGUUGAAGGAGAAGUAUGACAAGGAUAUUGCGGCAUACCGCACAAAGGGAAUUGCAGGCCUGUCCAAAUCAGAUCCUGGUGAUGAAGAUGAGGAGGAUGAGGAAGACGAUGAUGAGGACGAGGACGACGAUGAUGAGGAUGACGAUGAAUAGAUUCCGAUGGAGCCCGGGUUUUCGUUCAUGCCAUAAACCCAAUUGUACACGAUUCACAUCUUCAAACGUAAUACAACAGAACCAGUCGUUAGGCGUGUAUAUGGGACGUUUUUAAGAUGUACAGUGUUAUUCUCCUUUUGUAAAGUUAACACUAUGUGUCUUCAGUCUGGUUUUUUUUGUUUUAAUUUUGGUUAGUGGUAGCUCUUGCCUGAAACAGUUUGAAGGUGGAGAGAAGAACUGUUUCCCUGAAGGUGCAUAGCACAAUUAUACAAUUUCUGUAGAUCUGUAGUGCAUAAUCAUUAGUUAACUUUUUUUUCUUCUUUUUUGUAUUUGCUGUCAUAAGGUCCUUUAACUGUACUUUGAAUACCACUCUAAUUACAAGAAUGCAGCUUUGUUUGACAUUCAAGAAUGUGUCCAAAAUAAACAUUUUCUUUUUUUAGAAAAA
This is a messenger RNA of Silurus meridionalis, 1402 nucleotides long. It is a transcript of the gene hmgb1b, whose product is annotated as high mobility group box 1b. Gene Ontology annotation, cellular component: nucleus. The record is from RefSeq and is a predicted model, not a curated record. The transcript has 6 exons. The coding region runs from base 361 to 957 and encodes 198 amino acids. Gene Ontology annotation, biological process: regulation of transcription by RNA polymerase II. Gene Ontology annotation, molecular function: DNA binding, bending. NCBI's taxonomy places the organism in Eukaryota, Metazoa, Chordata, Actinopteri, Siluriformes, Siluridae.